GCGGAUCAGAUUUCCCUACUGUUUUCCUGUCUCCGCCUCCCGCUAGUUUUCCGUCUCGCUCCAAGCGAGCAGCAAGGUUUCACGCCCAAUGGUUUCCAAUCGAUAUUCUCCUUCGGCUGUUCUCCAGCAUCAUUGAAUAACAUCCCAUCGCUUUCCUUCACGUCGCCUUCUUUUUCUUCUCUGUCUUUGAAAUCGCUUUUACUAAUUUUCUCUACCCAAACAUGGCCGGAAUUGCCGGUCUGUGCUGUACCCCAGACUCUAAGUUGACCUGCGUUCCCGGUGGUUUUCGGCUGGGAAAACCUUUAUCCAAACCGCCUUCUCUUCUCCGUUUAUGUAAACUGCCCCGAGGAGGGCAGCUAGUGGCGCGGUUAAGCAGCGGCGGCAGUUAUAGGCCCAGGAGGAGUUCAGGAAAAACCCGCAUCGUGGAUUCAGAUUAUGAUCCGGCCCUUGAUCUUGAUAGGAUUCAAUCACCUUCUGUGAGGCUAUUAGAUGAACAGCAAAAUAUGGUUGGUAUAGUUUCAAUAGGUGAAGCCAUUCAAAUAGCUGAGGAUGCUGACCUGAUAUUGGCAAUACUAUCAUCAGAUGCAGAUCCUCCAGUGCUCAGACUCUUUGAAAGUCCUGACUACAAAAAGCACAAGUAUGAACAGCUAAAGAAGAAAAGAGUGCAGAUGAAAAGAUCUGCUGCAAACCGUAUGGAUACCAAAGAGCUCAAAAUGGGGUAUAAUAUUGAUUCCCACGAUUAUUCUGUAAGGCUGAAGGCUGCCCAGAAGUUCUUGAAGGACGGAGAUAAGGUUAAAGUCAUUGUAAAUCUGAAAGGCAGAGAAAACGAAUUUAAGAACAUUGCUAUUGAUCUAAUUAAGCGCUUUCAGAACGAUGUUGGAGAGCUUGCGACUGAGGAGAGCAAAAGUUUCAGCGAGAGGAACAUAUAUUUGGUUCUAACGCCCAAUAAAGCAGUGCUACAGAAAGUUCAGGAACAGUCUAAGAGAGAAGCAUCUGUUACUGAAGUUUCAGCUACUGUCUGAUUGCUGUGCUGGUAUGUUUUUAGGCAAUCUUCAUAUGAAGUGAUUGACUUAUAUUUUAGUUUCCAGAAAUGUAAAUUAAUUUAUUUGAGCAUAUAUAUCAUGCUUUGUUGCAUUCCCUUGUUUUAAUUGUGCCAUGUUUUUAACUUGGGUCAUU
Messenger RNA from Phalaenopsis equestris, 1176 nucleotides. RefSeq names its product translation initiation factor IF-3-like. The coding region runs from base 222 to 1022 and encodes 266 amino acids. The transcript is spliced from 9 exons. The record is from RefSeq and is a predicted model, not a curated record. NCBI's taxonomy places the organism in Eukaryota, Viridiplantae, Streptophyta, Magnoliopsida, Asparagales, Orchidaceae. Gene Ontology annotation, biological process: ribosome disassembly; translational initiation. Gene Ontology annotation, molecular function: ribosome binding; translation initiation factor activity.